UUUCAGUCUUUCGUCGCACGUUCACCGCUCAACGCACGCCGUGAAACGUGAGUGACUGAGGGCGGAGAACACAGAACAGCGACAUGUGCUCGAGCGCCACUUUCAAAUUUCUCUGCUACUUUUAUGCGUGUUGCAACAUUUUCUGUGCAAUUAGCAUCGCGGUCGGUGCAGACAAAGUGAGUGAGAAAAUUACCCGCGAUAACUGCAGCUCCGGCGCGAAGUCGCUUUCGCUUUCACAGGACCCAGUGGACCGUUUUCCCGGUGGUGUUUGCAACAGAAAAACUUAUGCGGCACUCCUGCUCAUGCUGGCACUGGCAUGCUGUAUGUCGGUUCUGCUGGCGGUUGGCGUUGCGCUGGAAAAACCAUCGCUGAUAAAGACGUUCCGGGUGUUCUUGUAUGUAAAUGUAAUUUUUCUCUUCGGCUGCUGGCUGUCGAUUUUCAUCUCGUUCUACGAAACGCACGCCGACACACUCAUGGUACUCUGGGGCUUUGUGCUCGUGCUGAGCGUCGUAUACUUCGGAUUGCAAAUUUGGGUCGUUACAGGAGCUUGUGAAGCAGUUCAGAAUCGCACUUUUACAGAAUUUAAACCAACCAAUCUUCUAUUUACCUAUUUAUUAAAAUGAUAUUAAACAAUUUUUGAUACAGAUUUGAAAAGUCUUUCUCAAUAAUGUUUCUUCAUCAUCUUAUAUUUUGAAAUAAAGUUUCAUCCACAAAUUUAUCAGAAUAUUAGCAGAGGCAAAACAAAAAUUUACAAAUUUGAUGAUAAUUGUUGACAUGAGUACAUUUUCCUUUAAUUUUCAUCUAAUGUUCUUAUCUUGGUUUUCACACGAUUUUUGUUCCGAAUUUAAAAUUUGUAAUGAAUAUGCAAUGCGGUUUGCAAGAAGUUGAUUAGGUACUUUAGGGAAAAUAACCAAGUUAUCUGAAUCAGCCUACUGAAAUUCCAUUCAUCCAAGCGUCAAAAAAUUCAAGAUUUCAACAAUUUUAUCAAACUGUGACUGCAAACUUCAAAUGCACCCUUUCGGCGUGAAAAUGUGUACCAAGGACUGCUACAAGGUGUUUGGGUACUUUCUGGGUUUCAUGUGGAUCGUAACGUCCUUUUACUACACGAUGGAAACGAUCGAACUGCUCAAACUGAUGAAGUUGCAGUGCACCAAGGAAGGAGCAGCUGAUACGCCCACAACGGCUGUUUCCAUUCAGGCACGUAUCCAGUUCGACACGGAGCUGGUCGGGAAGGUUUGCGACUUUUAUGGGCGGUUGGAUGGUUUCAUGCCCUACCACAUUAUAACCACCCUCAUCAAAAUGGUGCCGGGAAUGUUGCUCAUCAUUGGAAUUUUUAAGGAUAAUAUUACUUUGAUAAAGGUUUUUAUUGUAUAUGCACUUCUGGAGGAAAUAUUUUUUGUGGCUGUGUUUUCCAAAAUCUUCAGUCAGAUUAGUUCGGAAGGAAAGAAAACCACUUGGCUGUUUUGGAUUCUGAUAUUUUCAUGUGUCAAACUUAUUAUCGGAAUCUGGAUACUACUGGGAGUGUACGCUGGCAUUGAAAACACACGAAGAAUCUAUCACAGAUACGUUUGAAGGCGCUUUCGGAUGGUGGAAUCAGAGACGGCUGAUUUAAAUCUUUGGAAAG
Culex pipiens pallens (northern house mosquito) is the source of this 1624-nucleotide messenger RNA. RefSeq lists its product as uncharacterized. The transcript is spliced from 7 exons. Bases 1009 to 1572 code for a protein of 187 amino acids. Lineage: Eukaryota; Metazoa; Arthropoda; Insecta; Diptera; Culicidae. The record is from RefSeq and is a predicted model, not a curated record.